Messenger RNA from Rhodofomes roseus, 1577 nucleotides. RefSeq lists its product as uncharacterized. The coding region runs from base 114 to 1577 and encodes 487 amino acids. The record is from RefSeq and is a predicted model, not a curated record. NCBI's taxonomy places the organism in Eukaryota, Fungi, Basidiomycota, Agaricomycetes, Polyporales, Fomitopsidaceae. The transcript is spliced from 3 exons.
GCCUGCUGGCUCUCGCCAAGUACUGUCUGGGCUCCAGAAUCACUGUUGUUGCCUGCGUGCCGGAAUCAGUAUAUUUCGCCGGUUACGCAAGGGGCUCACUUAUCAGCCUCAGGAUGGGCCGUCAUGAGGAGACGUCGAAUGCGUACAGCGGACCGACCCAACCAAUGCUCGACUCUACCCACACUUCCCGCGCAAAGUCUCGUACUGUCAUUAAUGAUCUUCCACCGGACGUUUUCCUCAUCAUCUUCCGUAUGCUGUCUGGCCGUCCACCGCGUUCAACACCAAUAAGAUGGUCCGACUGGAUUGGCUGGGAACGCAUGCAACCACAUACUUGGCCGGAAUAUCAUCUUCUUAACCCCGAAUAUCCUUUCCCAGACUACCUCGCCUCAGUCUGUCGCCUUUGGCGAGCAGUCCUCUCGUCCGUGUCCAAGUUCUGGAAGCGCCUGAUCAUCCGGAUUGGCAAGGACGCUACGUCACUCUCGAAGAUUGGCGACUCCCUCGUAUGGUCCCAGAACCGUCCCAUUGACAUAUACAUCAUGCGGACAUUUGACCCAAGGGUAGAGGAUCCGACGGAGAGAGCUCAGGUCAUGGCGGUUAUGGAGGUCCUAAAACCUCAUAUGAAGCGAUGGAGAACGCUCUGGAUCAAGGUCCUCUGCUCCAGCUCGUUGCCGCUUCCUCGUGUCGACCUCAUUGGACAGGCAGACGUGCUCAGGGAGCUGACGCUGGACUUUGUUAUUGACGACUCUGUUGCCAGCGAUGGCGCCGCUUCACCACUCGUCGGCGCGUUUCACACCCCUGCACUGGACAAGCUGUUCAUGAGCGGACUACAUUUCCGCGAGUUGUUCGUGAAGCCAUUCCCGCAGUCGCCUCUACCACCCGCACUCAGCGAGCUCACCGUGGCUGAGUACGACUCGACGCGCCAUCCACCCUUCUCGUUAUUCGACCUCCUGUCGUGCCUCGUCACGGGCCACAGGCGGCUAGGUUCGAUGGUGCUUGCCAAUCUGGAUCUCGACCACUCAUAUAGCGGACCGUCUAUCCUCAGCUCCCACGUUAGCUGGUACGCCGACGUCGGAUUCUUCGACAUGAGCGGCGAUGUCAUCGCGGAAUAUCACCGGUUGCUCCGCUCUCCGUGGGCCGAGUCUGCGUACUACACCCUUUGGCUCUCGCCGCUCGCGAGAUUACUGAUUGGCGUGCACGGCCGGACCUCGUCUCGCCACGCAUGUCUCAGGCAAUGCGACGGUCUGAGCCCCGCUGUGCUGUUGUUGCUCGCGGUGACGAUCCUCCCUGGAGACAACUGGAUUUUGCCGGACCUGCGCGGGCUCACCAUCGAAGGCUGCACAGGUUUCCAAAGCCCGGACUUGCGCCUCUUUCUCGAGCACCGCCGCAGGGCACAUGCGGUGACCGGCUUCGCAGAAGACGGCGAUCUGGAGUAUGUCAUGUCCUCGGUGAAGUAUCUCCACGUGCAAGAUUGUUGUGAGCUUGCACCAGCGGAUAAGGAAUGGCUUGACGAGAACCUUGAUGAAGUUCAUUGGGACGAUUGGAGUGGGGGAACUGGUGCGUCUGUGUGGAUCUGCUAA